Messenger RNA from Triticum dicoccoides, 2187 nucleotides. RefSeq names its product chlorophyllide a oxygenase, chloroplastic-like. The record is from RefSeq and is a predicted model, not a curated record. NCBI's taxonomy places the organism in Eukaryota, Viridiplantae, Streptophyta, Magnoliopsida, Poales, Poaceae. Gene Ontology annotation, cellular component: cytoplasm. The transcript is spliced from 9 exons. The coding region runs from base 105 to 1757 and encodes 550 amino acids. Gene Ontology annotation, molecular function: iron ion binding; chlorophyllide a oxygenase activity; 2 iron, 2 sulfur cluster binding.
CUCACAUCUUCUUCCUUCUCCGAGAGACAGAGAUAUAGGAAUUUCCCCGGCCCCGGAAAAAUCCCUCUUUUCCCGCUGCUCGACGGCGGCCGGCGGCAGCGUCCAUGACCACAGUCGCCUCGCUCUCCCUGGUGCCGCACCUGCUCCUCAAGCCCUCCCUCCGCUGCCUCUCCAGAAAGGGAGUUGGCAGGUAUGGUGGAAUCAAAGUGUACGCGGUGCUCAGGGAUGACAGUGCCGACUACCUGAAGGAUAACCACCACUGGGAGGCCCUGUUCCAUGUGGACGACCCCGGCCCGAGGGUUCCGAUCGAGAAGGGCCAGUACCUGGAGGCCAAGCAGGCGCUCGACGUCGUCCGCUUCGACAUCCAGUACUGUGACUGGAGGGCCCGGCAGGACCUGCUCACCAUCAUGGUGCUUCACAACAAGGUGGUGGAGGUUCUUAAUCCUUUAGCAAGGGACUUCAAGUCAGUCGGGAACCUGAGGAAAGACCUCGACGGGCUACAGGAGGAACUGGCAAAGGCCCACAACCAGCUUUAUUUAUCGGAAUCCAGAGUGUCGUCGGCCCUCGAUAAGCUAGCGCAAAUGGAGACGGUGGUCAAUGAAAGGCUGUUGUCGGAUGGGAGCGCUUUCGCAAACACGGCUGAUUGCGCUUCUCUCGAUCCGAGUACUUCUCUUGAUACAACUACGAGCACUUCCUCCACGGUCCGAGUCGGAGCUAAAAAACAGAAGCGCCGCAGUCUCAACAUUUCUGGCCCUGUGAAGCCUUACAGUGCCAAUCUGAAGAACUUCUGGUACCCGGUGGCUUUCUCCAGCGACCUCAAGGAUGACACAAUGGUGCCCAUAGAUUGUUUCGAGGAACAGUGGGUAAUAUUCCGCGGAAAAGAUAAAAGGCCUGGAUGUGUCCAGAAUACAUGUGCUCACAGAGCUUGUCCUCUUGAUCUUGGUUCAGUGAAUGAGGGUAGAAUCACUUGCCCUUACCAUGGGUGGGAGUAUUCGACUGAUGGAAAAUGCGAAAAAAUGCCCUCAACAAAGAUGCUCAACGUGCGCAUCCGGGCAUUGCCAUGCUUCGAGCAAGAAGGAAUGGUCUGGAUCUGGCCCGGCGAUGACACGCCGACACCCACCAUCCCUUCCCUGCUGCCCCCUUCAGGGUUUACAAUCCAUGCAGAGAUAGUGAUGGAGCUACCGGUCGAACAUGGACUUCUUUUGGACAAUCUAUUAGACCUUGCUCAUGCCCCUUUUACUCAUACAUCCACCUUUGCUAAGGGCUGGAGUGUUCCAAGCUUUGUGAAGUUCUUGACACCUACAUCUGGGCUCCAAGGGUACUGGGAUCCUUAUCCCAUCGAUAUGGAGUUCCGACCGCCCUGCAUGGUCUUGUCAACCAUUGGCAUCUCCAAGCCUGGAAAGCUAGAAGGGAAGAGCACCCAACAAUGUGCAACGCAUCUCCACCAGCUCCAUGUAUGCUUGCCCUCAUCGACGAAUAAAACCAGGCUGUUGUACCGGAUGUCUCUCGACUUCGCACCCUGGAUGAAGCACAUGCCUUUCAUGCACCUGUUGUGGUCACAUUUCGCUGAGAAGGUCUUGAAUGAGGAUCUGCGGCUUGUGCUCGGCCAACAAGACCGAAUGAACAAUGGAGCUAACGUUUGGAACUGGCCAGUGUCGUAUGACAAGCUCGGCAUCCGGUAUCGGCUAUGGAGGGAUGCAGUCGAGAGGGGUGUCGAUCGGUUACCGUUCAGCAACGAAAUUGAGAGUGGAUCAUAGGCAAACACAUGACAUCACCUGUAGUCUCUUUCUCUCGUGCCAUUUCUUUGCCUGGCAAUGGCAGCAGAUGACCCGUAUGCACAGAUUAUUUGGUCGUGCGUCGCAGCGUGGUUGUUCAUCUGGCCAAAUAUUGCUACAGAUAGAAGGAUUCUGGGAAGGAAGCCCUGUGAAAAGGAUGAUGGGCACCAUCAUUGGAAUUGUGUAUUGUUAAUUGUACACUAGCGGCGGCAUCAACUGAUGCAAUUGUAAUCUGAGGUUGAUUCUCUGUUCUUUUUUUUCUCCCCCUCCCUUCAUUCAUGUAAAGUAUCUUCCAAUGUUACUGUCAAAGCGUACAUAAUCGUAUGGCAAAAGCAUACUCCUCUGAGAAAUGGUUUUAUGAUAAUCAUAGUGUUUUCUCUAGGGAAUUAUAAAUUUGUAAUCCUCAUGUUGG